UCGUUUUCUAGUACGGUUGAAACAAGUCUGUUUUCAGCAGCAAGACUUCUAUAAAAUUUUUAGAAUAUUUUUUUUCUAGUUUCAUAUAUUUUAUCGCAGACGUUGCGUAAUACGUGUGAUUUGUUUUUUUUGCUGUCUUAAGAUGGGGGACGAUACAAGCCGCAACAGCGAUGGAACCGAUCGGGAAUUCGAUCUAAGGAAAAUCAAAUGGCACGAGGUGAUUGAGAUCUGCGAACGUAGGUCGUAUUCAAGUGAAGCGGAACGUCAGCACCGUCUAACCCAAGUGGAAUGGGCUCUAAAUCGCCUGAUGCCCUGGAAUGAUGCCGUUUUUUCGCGAAUUAAUGUGCCUAGUGCUCGGCCCUCUGGAUGCAAAAAUAUCGACGAUUACAGGAGCAUCAGGGAGGGAAAUCUGGGUGCCACAUUGCAGGUUCGCAUCGGCAUGGCCACUUUCUGGUGUAUUCCCUCACUUUUGCAAUUGAGCUGCAAAUAUUUCGCUCGCCAAAUUGAAUCGGUGUAUACUUUUCGCGAGGGCGUUGAUCUGACUGCCGUGGGUUUUCGGGCUGCCUAUGAUUGGAUGAGGAUCCAGAAGCCCCUGGAUGAUUUGAACCCGGAACAAAUGGUGGAACUACUGCACACAGCCCAGCAGCUCAACAUGGAAUCUCUGGAGAAUUUGUGCUGUCGACAUGUGUGCACCACUCGGUGCAGUGAGAAGUUCGCCUUCGAGGUUUAUUUGAAGGCCCUCAAAUACCCGAAGUUGGAGGCACACCGCAAAAUAAUGCUCCAAAGGGUUGGAGUUCAUUUUCUGGCCAUAGUUGGGGGCUCUGAAUAUCUGGAGAUGCCCAUAGAGGAUAUGAUCACCAUGCUGGAGCAGGAUACCUUGGGGGUAAAUUCCGAAGUGGAGGUCCUUUUUGGUAUUGUACGCUGGCUAAUAGCUCGUCCCAAUGAGAGAUGCAAACAGAUGCCAGAAUUGAUGGACUGCGUUAGGGUAACUCUACUGCCGGUUACGAUGCUCAGAAGAAUGUGGAGCAGUUCUUUGAUGAGAAAUGAUCCCUCGGAUCGCAUCGAUGUCCUGAUGGCCGCCUUUCGCAACAACACAAAGUUCCAGGAGCGGCUUAACAAUGCCAUUACUGUGGUGCAAAUGAGGGAGAUAUAUAGCCAUCGCCGGGAAUUUGUGGAGUCAUGUCGCUCCAAAAACUUGGCAGUGGAAUCCCCACGAGAGUGGAUUUACGACGAAGAGUGUCCUUACCAUCUGCCCCAGCCCAAGGGUCCAUAUUGCCAUAGCAUAACCGCUCCGAACUUUCUGUACUAUGUAUCGCAGAGGGCCCAGAAGGCGAGGGAACCGCCGAAGCCGACUCCACUUAGUUGCAGAGGCAGUCGACCAGUUGCCCAGCUGGAGACCAUCGAGGAGGUUUCCGAGGACGUGGAGCAGUCAGAGGCGGUGGAACCCGAGUCCGAUAAUCCGGUGAGCCCCGAACAAUCGGAGGGGGAAGACGAGACGGAUGCCCACAUCGAUCAGUUGGUACAUCUCGCUGGUCUGAGGGAAUUGGAAGUUAUCCAUCAGCAACUCGAGUCCUUGAUCUCGCAGGCAGACAACUUCAUCAAUCAGAUCGAGCAUCAGAGUCGCAGCCACUUUAUGAAUCGGAUCGAGCUCCGGAGUCGCGGCAACUUUAUCAUUCCGAUCCCACUUCGAACUCGCACCAAUGGUGUGUGGGUGCGAAAUACAGAUACCUCGUCUGAAUCCGACUUCGAUGCGUCGCUAUUGAGCGAUUCCAGCGAUGAGGUGAUCAUGAGGCCAUCAGCUCGUCCCUCGAACUAUCACUCAGCAUCGCAUCAGGCCUUGUUAAAUCGCUGGGACAACAUAAUAUCCCGAAUUGGAAACAACAAUAGCGAUACAAGCAGUGAAAGCACUUCCGACGAAAGCGAAUCCUACUUGGAACAGUUGCAGAGCGUCUGCGAGAAAAGAAAGCUGGUCCCGGUGGAGACCGAGGAUCCUACUCCUGUCGAACCGGAAAUAGUUAAGCCCGAGGAUCAGGUGCCUCCCUUGAACGACUUCGUGCAGGAAACCGAUCGGUUGAUCAACGAGUUGAAGAAGCAGUUAUAGUGCCCAGCAAAUCUGCCCCCUUUAAAUUAUAGUUAGCAAUAGCCAUUCGGCGCUUUUAAUUAUUAUUUGGAGUUAUAUCUAUUAAAAAUCAAAUAACAAUGUGA
Drosophila rhopaloa is the source of this 2205-nucleotide messenger RNA. RefSeq lists its product as uncharacterized. NCBI's taxonomy places the organism in Eukaryota, Metazoa, Arthropoda, Insecta, Diptera, Drosophilidae. The transcript has 3 exons. The record is from RefSeq and is a predicted model, not a curated record. Bases 143 to 2101 code for a protein of 652 amino acids.